AAGAUGAGAAAGACAAACAUCCUCCUCACAGCAGCAUUAAUUAGCUUAUUUUGUAAUUUGAUGCAAUUGUAAUAUAAUACAAGGUAUAGUGUUAUAAAUGUAAAUAAUUAUCUAAAAAAAAUUAUAUAUAUAUAAAACAUCGCUGGAUUUACAUCAUUAUUAGCCACGCCCCUACACGUCACGAAAAGCAGUUGGAAGAAUGUCCACUUCAAGUCCUUCUAAGUUCUAACUUUACAUAUUUUAUAAAAUGUAUGUUGAAAAAAUAAAACAUUUAUUCUCAAAUUAUAAACUUUCGUUAUCUGGCAGUAAUAAUUCGCUGUCUCUCAGUAGGUUUGAAUCUGAAUGAACGGCGGGGCUGUGCAGAGAGAUUCCCAUAGGAAAUUCCUCAGUGUGUGAGACGUGGGAAGGGCUCUGAACACGAGCUUUCGGCAGAUAUUGAAGCCCGUACUGAAUUUCCCAUCAGAUAAAUCCCGUUUUUUGUAUCUUAUUUACAAUAAUUACCACAAAGGUACACCGUCGCAGUGAUGGGAGGCAACAGCAGCUCGCGCCACGUUUCCCUCGACGAAGCCGACGAGGUUACUUUCGUAAAGGGCAUUCGGCUUUCAGAGAGAGUGAUUAAUCGAAUGAAGGAGUCUCCACCUGUGGUUCGCCCACAAGCCCCAACCAGAUCAUCAUCAACUCCUCCGGUUGAGUCUUCAGUUCCAGAUGAACAUCAUGUACCCAUAAUGCCUCAUUCUCCUUCAUACGCCAGUGCUUUGGUCCCUCCUCUUUCGGAGCCUUCUGUGACUGAGGAAACAUCUACACCUCCUUCAUCUGUUCAGGGUCUUCCAAUUCCUCCACCUACCGGUACUGAGCAUGUAGUUGUACCCGAUCCUCAACCUGGAUCUGCUAACAUACCUGUCCCUGAUCCUCAACCUGCUAAACCCAUACAUGCUCCUUCAAGUGAACCAAUACCCUCUCCUCCAUUAGUUGAAUCAACCAUUGCACUUGUUGAACCCUUUAUACCCCCUCCUGUCACAACCUCUACUAGUGAACCUGUAACCAAUCCGCCUUCACCAACCACAGACCCACUGACUGAGCCCGUAACAUCUUUAGAGUCCUCUAAUGAACCCAUAGAGACUCCUGUACCUUCACCUGCUGAUCUUGUGACGUCACCUUUCCCAAUCUCCACACCCGAUCCCGUUUUAUCCGUCAUAGAGGAGUCUACUGUGUUACCAUCUGGGUCUGCCGCGUCAGAUGUGGUUUUGCUUUCCAAGACACCUUCACCUGAAAAACCUCCUGUUGUUCCUUCCUUAAUCGACCAAGUCGAGGUCUUUCCACAUCAAACACAUGUUGUGAACGAGGAAAAGCUCAGGAAGGAGAUCAGAGAAGGUCUCCAGAAGCUCCUGAACGAGGAGAUGAAGAUGGCGGAGCGUAAUAUGCGACAACGUCUGGAGGUAGAGAAAGCUGAAGCGAAGGCCCAGGCUCAAGCCGCAGCCCGACUCCAGAUUCAGGACGAGGUCCAGAAGGUUCUGGAUCAGGAGAAGCCGUCUUAUCAGCAGACUCUGGCCGAUGCCAUCAGGAGCGAGCAGUUGAACGCUCAGGAGGAUCGUCUCAUUACUCAGUAUUAUUGGAUGGAGAGGAAGGCUCAGAAGCUGGAAGAGAAGCAGAAAGAUCUGGAAAAUCAGGAGUCUCUGUUCCAGAAGCAGAUCGCCAAGAUGCAAGAAAAGGCGGCUCAGUUCACUAAAAUCACAGCUGAACAUCACAGGAAAGGCUUAGAAGAUGCAAACAGCCGCUUCAGGCGAUACCAGAUCAAGCCCGUGUGUUUGGAUCUACAGAGUCAGAUAAUGAAGUGUUACUCUGAGAAUAAAGGUCAAACUAUGAGCUGUUCCAACAUCGCAUCGCUGUACAUUCAGUGUGUGGACCGCGCCAAACAGGAUAAAAAGUUGAGCACUGGAGGUUAACUAACCGGCCUGAACUUCAGAUCUACGGUGUCCAUUACAGCAAAUACACACAUCUAAACCUAUUGCGUACUGUACAGCAACACAUUUUCCACUGGAAGUUUGUGGGAAUUUCAUCCCUAUAGAAAAAGAAAAGAAAACGUAACACAUUAAAUGUGCUGUUCAGGAAUAUGAGCCAUGAUUGGACCACGCUAGUGAAAUACCUCAAACUCUUUAAACUGUGAGCUAAAUGAUUUCAGGUGCUAUCGAGUGCACAGAUAUAGUUCGGCGAUUCAGAAAAAUAAUGCACACUUAUUUUGCAUGGCGAUGCACAAUCUGGAAGCUGCUGUCUGAUGAUACAUUUUUGCGUAGUAAAAAUUUGUGCCUUAACCUUGAAAUGCUUUUGUUAUGGUAAUUUGGGGUAAAUGUGAUUGGCUUUUACCAGCACAGGUUGGAUUUCGUUCAAAUUAGUCAAUGGCAACUCCUAUAAAAAUGGCUCUUUUCCAGCCUCGGUCGGUUCUUCGCUGUGCAACUUAUUUCCACUAGAUGGCGCUGAGGUUAUUGUAAUAUUCUUGAUGUAUUGUGGAACCACGCUGGUCUAGAAGGUUAAAAGGACACUAAAAAUUCUGCAAUCACAUUUUCCCAAGCCUCUGAUCAGCAGAAUGUCAAUAAGUUCAGUGUGAGAUGAACACGAGCGGCAGUAUUUGCAUUUAGAGCUUAUUUUCUAGUGUAUUAUAUGAAUAGUAGGAAGGGGGCUGUAGUUCUGUCAUCAUACGAGAAUGUGAAAUGAAUAAGAAAUGAUGUCCACUGGUGUCCUACAUGAGCACACAGUCUAGAUUCAGCACAGCAAUCACAUCCAUGCCUUAACCUUCUAUUGCAUGCAUUAUGAAAGCAUGUUAAAUGCUAAAUAUUCUUGCAUAAAAGGGACCUCAUUAUUGAAAUCAAAAUCAAUAGCCUUGCGUUUUAUUACGACGUUAGUUAAAGACUGUCAUCGUUUACUCUCAACCUCAUGUUCCAAACCCAUAUGAAUGACUUAUUUUAUUGUGUUGAACAUUGCCUAUAUGUUACUCUUUUUGCAUGCAUUUAAAACUAUUUCAAGUCAUGUGAGAAACCAAUUGAAAAUGAAACUAAUUUGCUACAAAAUCUUUCCUUUUAACAAGCUGAUUGUUUAAUCAGUGAGUUGAGCUCAAAAUUCACAAAUGAUGAAUCAUUAGAAAAAAAUCUAGUCAGAUUUUGAUCUGAGGGUGAGUAAUUGAUGGCAGCAUUUUGAUGUUUAUGUAAACUAUCCCUUUAACCAUAGAUAGAUACGAAAGAUUCAAAAAUGAAAAACAAAUAAAAGCAAAAGUAUUCAUAGUCGCUGUUUUAAUUUCAUCCCACAGUUGCUUCUGAACAAUAAGUGUUUAAGCAAUCAUAAUGUAGGACUGUAAAGUUGAUUGUGCUUAUCAGUUCAAGAUGAUUUUAAAGAAUGCUAGGAUGUACUGUGACCAAGAAAAGAGUUUAAAUUCGUACUCAUUUCUUCAUUAUAACCCGUUUUAUAUGCAUCAGGUGUAGGGUUGGGUAUCGAGAAUCGA
Messenger RNA from Pimephales promelas (fathead minnow), 3490 nucleotides. RefSeq names its product coiled-coil-helix-coiled-coil-helix domain containing 3b (gene chchd3b). Gene Ontology annotation, biological process: inner mitochondrial membrane organization. Lineage: Eukaryota; Metazoa; Chordata; Actinopteri; Cypriniformes; Leuciscidae. The record is from RefSeq and is a predicted model, not a curated record. Gene Ontology annotation, cellular component: MICOS complex; mitochondrion.